UCAAUAGUGUAUUGCAAAAAAAAAUAAAACUUCAAGAAAAUUGAAAAACAAAAGAAUAACACCCUAUUGCAAAUAAAAGGAAGUGAAACACACUUGUUUUUUGUGUGUUAUUUGUUGUUGUUGUUGCAUUAUGUCUUGAGAAGAGUGUUUCUAAGUGUGUUGGUUGGGUUUUUUUUUGUGUUUUUGAAUAAGUGCGAAAAAGUUGAUAAGAAAAAAUUCACCAAAAACUCCUGCAACAACAACACAUCUCAACGAUACUUUGCAUCUUUAUGUAUAAAGUUCAGCUGGACGUUGCAUGUGGAUUUACAAUGCGAUUCUCUACUUCAACUUCUACACCGUUAAUAACCUAGAGCGGUUUUAUAAUUUUCAUGCUGGGAGCUGCUGGAGAGCAAUAUAAACAGUGAGUGAAUUGUCAGUGAAGCAGUGGCAGCGCACGGUUUUUAGCAGAAAAAAAAAAUUAAAUCAUCUAAAUGAAAUCAGUUGAAUCUGCAAUGCAAUCAGAGGAAUACAUCAGAAAGACACAUCCAUUGGGCAUCAAAUAAAAAAAAAAAAAUAAAGAAGAAAAAAUCCUACUCCUCUCGGUCUUUAGGCUUCUCUCUCGUCAGACAACUACGACAGUAAUCUGUUUUUUUUUUUUUUUAUUUUUCUUUAAAUUAAAUUUACGCGGAAGAUUUUCAAUUAUCCACCUAAAAGUCAUAGUCGCGUUGUCGUCGUCGUCAAUCGUGCUUGCCGUCGUCGUUGGUUGCAAUUUUUCAUUCAUUUACACCGGCAAAAUUACUUUUCUCUCUUUCCCUCUCUUUAGUAUCGUCUCUCACUCAAAUGAUGAUACUAAAUGAAAUGAUGAUGAUAAUGAUGUUGUUGAUGAAGAAUGACUAAUAGACCAGUAAUUGAAGUUUACUGGAAAUCUAUCUGCCAUUGAAAAUGCAAAAAAAAAUAAUAAUAUUCUCAAACCAAAUUAUGCGGCAAAUUGAAUCAAAUUUGUUGAGAAGAAAAACCAUCAUCGUUGCUAAAUCCACUCCAACAACAAUAAAAACUGAAGAAAAAACUGACAACGAUAGUAGCAGCAGCAUCGUCCACGACGUCCAUAUCGUUGUCGUUGGAAUAAUGACAAAUUUAAUUUUAAAUUACCGUUGCUGGUGGUGGAUUUUAUAAGCUGACAAUUUGUGUCAAAAUGAAUGGCCUAUCAAAAGACCCACAACAACGACAUUGCCAUUUUUUCUUACAUCGUCGAAAUAAAACUCAAAUAAACAAGGAUUAUACUCAUUUGAUGAUAAUAGUAGGAGCUAUCUCCUGCUGCUUCUCCUAUCAAAGAAACAAAAACACAAACAAAUUCAAAACGAAACGAAAUAAUACUGCAUUUGACAAUCAGACAAAAGGACACUUUACGAGAGUAUACUAUAGAAGCAGCGAUAAAAAACUUAGAAAUAGAUGCAGGUUUAUGUGGAAUUUUUAAAAACAACAUCUACAACUACACAUUUAUAAAUAAAUUAUUAUAAAAAAAAAAGAAGAAAUUUUAAAGCCCAGAAUAUAACCAACGACGUGGACCAACGACGAAAGACUCAUAAAUAAAUAUUUGAACAGAAUAUUUACAGAAACCCAUCAUACAAUUUUUAUCAGCUUGGGCUUGGGCGCCAUUUUUAGAGGCACACAAUACAAAACAGAAAAAAAAGAUUGAAUUUUACAUUAACAUCCGGAUUACAAAACGAAACGAGGGUUUCGGGUAAAACACCAGCAGCAGAUACCAAGGAUAUUUUACAAAAUGGCCGAGUCAAGAAGGCAAUCAGUCACUUUUACGGCUAUGCCACCAGGAGUUCUAGUCAAUGAUAGUCGGGCAAAUUCAACUGAUGAUAUACAAAUAGCUCUAGCUCCACAUAUACAGUCCUAUCUGAGUCAAACAGGACGAAGACAUUCUUGUUGCAGCGUUAUGCUACCAGUUGCAUUCGAAAGAGCUGCAGCAAAAUCUUGGAUGGAUCCGAAAUUUGACUCACCUGUGCUGGAGGGACAGUAUUUGACCAGUCUUUUUCCACACAUACGAAUGCGUUAUCGAUUUACGCUAUCAUACAUUUUAAUUUGCUCGUUGGCGUGGUUCCUAUACUUUAUGAUCGGCAGCGGUUCCGAUGACUAUUGGCGGGAAAUCUCAAGUUCCUUCUCGAUUCUAUCGAUAAUAACAAUUCUAGCACUAUGUUUCACCCAUUGCGACAUGUAUCGAGCUCAUUCAAAUAUUACAUCAGCUUUAACAGCCAUUAUUCUUUGUACGGCUUCAUUAGGUUUUCUAAGUUUCACCAGCAACGCAUUUAGUCCAUUGGGACAUUUCGCCAUUUGCCUAGAAAUCAUUCUACUCAUUUACACAGCAAUACCAAUGAAAUUAUGGCUUAGUGCUGUCAUUGCUAUCACAUAUUCAAUACUAUUUGAGACAUUAAGUCAUUUGGUAGCUGGUAAUACAGCAGUGCAUGGAGCUUCCAGUGAACAUUGUUAUAAAGUUUUGAUAUUGCGUAUAUUAUUGCAAUUCAGCGUGCAUUUGGUAGGGGUGCAUGUGCUGGUGAUGAAUGUUGUUCGAAUGCGUGGUACAUUUAUGAAAAUUGGACAGAAUUUAUUGGUACGAAGGCAACUGGAAAUGGAGAAACAGCUGAAAGAGAAGAUGAUUCAUUCUGUGAUGCCACCGAAAGUUGCUGACAUGUUGCUGAAUGAGGGCGGAAUGGAACAACCAGAACUUAUGAGUCCGAAACAUAUGCGGCCGAGAUCAUCGAAUGAUGUUAAGUCACUGUUUAGGCCAUUUCAUAUGCACAGUAUGGAAAAUGUAAGCAUCUUGUUUGCUGAUAUUGUCGGUUUCACCAAAAUGUCGUCGACAAAAAAUGCUGAACAACUGGUUGAGAUAUUGAAUGAUCUUUUCGAACGAUUUGACGAUCUCUGUACUUUAAAUGGAUGUGAGAAGAUUUCUACACUUGGCGACUGUUAUUACUGUGUUUCGGGAUGUCCUGAGCCGAGACCUGAUCAUGCAAUUUGUUGCGUGGAAAUGGGCUUGGGCAUGAUCGAUGCUAUGAGAUGUUUUGAUGCUCAACGACAUGAAGGUGUUAAAAUGAGAGUUGGCGUCCAUACUGGUACGGUUUUAUGUGGGAUUGUGGGAACUCGUAGAGUCAAGUUUGACGUCUGGAGUAACGAUGUAACGCUAGCUAACAAAAUGGAGUCUUCCGGGAAACCAGAACAAGUUCACAUCUCCGAGGCAACAUUGAACUUUUUGGGAGAUGCCUAUUUUGUGGAAGAAGGCGAAGAAGUUAUGGGUCAACGAACAUAUUUUGUUGUAGGUCGACAAAAAGAGAUCUCUCGAAAUAAUAGUCUUAGUCCUAGUGCUCGAAAUGGCUCCAACUACUUGCUAGCCUACCACAACGAACACUCUUUAUCACAGAGUGCCACCAAUGUGUCUGUCAUACAUCCCAACGUUCCGCCAGCUUCACCAGUUGGCCAAACAUCCAGCUCACUUAAUCCAUCACCUUUGCUUUCUAUACGACCACGACUGACAUCACUUACAAUGAAAAUGCGCAAAAAAUCGAACGGCCAUCAGCCACAAGAUGCCGACAAAAGCACAAACAAUAAUUCAGCACAAACUAAUCCUACAAUAAUUAUUACCACAAAAUCCCUUCCAGGAAGUUUGGAUUCCGAUGAUGAAGGUUGUUGUAAAGGCUCCAAUCCCGGGUCGACAUUAAAGCCUCACACCAAUCCGGAAGAAGAAAAUAAAACAAAGGCAAGACUGAAAAACUGGCGAGUACCGCGUUUUCUCAAAAAAAUCGAAGAUUUCAAAAGAGCCGAACCAACGACGGGUUUGCUUAAAUCUGCACCACCCCGACCACCGGAAGAAAUUGUCAUAUGCCUCGAACAGAAUGGCUAUCAGCAGAUUCCACUGCUAAUUGAGACCACGAAGCCCACCUGCACGCUAGACAUUCCACAAAGACCAGGCCAUGCUGCCUCGGCGUCAAUGAUUAAAUCGCCAGACGGAAGUUGCUGUUCUCCCGGACAGCAUUCCAUGUUCGACGAUAUCAUUGAUAUCCGAUCAUACAUCUCACAAUCGCGUAGUGAUAUUUCACCAUUCGGUCGAUCGGGUAGCUAUCGAUCGCAAUGUGGGAGAUCGGGUAUGUCUGGCCAGUCGUGUCACUGGGAUGCCUCGCCUGAAGGUAGACCGCGUGCGUCCACAUUAGCAGCUGCGAAACAUGAUUCAGCACACCAGCAUCAUCAUCAUCAGCAUCAUCAGCAUCCGCCACCGUUGCCACCGUCUCAACAUUGUGACAUCUUAAGUAUAUGUCCUUCAGCGACGAGCCGCAAAGACUCUGGAAUCAAGAGUAACAGUCGGCGGUCAAGUAUUCAGCAGCAGAUCUACGCUCUAAAUCAGACCGCGGCCAUUUCGCAACAUAGAGUUUCCGGUUACUUUACGAGUUCCACUUCCAGCAUCUCAAAUAUCGGUGAUCUGCAAAUACAAAUCCCCGUCCACAUUCCACCUCCUCCACCCGCUCAUCCGCAGCAACAUGUUGCGGAUCCAUUAGCGGCAUGCCUGCAACAACUGAGAAAACAAUCCGAUCUCCAAUUGAUACGCUGUGUUCGAGAUAAUGCUAAAUCGCAGCGGAGUUACUUAGUUAAACCUCCGCUUACACGAUUCAGCUUGUUCUUUAAAUCGCAUCAAAUGGAGAGGGAAUUCCGUUCGAAGGCUCAUCGAUUUGGCAACGAAAAUGAAACCGAAGGCCCUCCAACGCUGGCAACACCUCGCUAUAAUACUUACAUCGACAUUUUUGUUGGCAUUGCGGUGUACUUUUGCAUUGCAGCGUCGCUUUUUCUCAUGGCGCCAUCUACCGUCUCAUAUUUUCACAUUUGGGUGGCUGUCUUCUCACUUUUCACCGGCAUUCAGUUUUUUGCUUUGUUUCUUUUUACCCGACAAAUGUGUCGUCGAAAUAAUGGUAAAGAUAAAACAACGCAGAAGGAAUCAUGUGCGGAUCGGAUAUUCGAGGCGAUUUCAAGUUGGUACCCCUGGCAUACGUGUCUGGCAGUUUUGAUGUCAAUGCCAGCGGUCUUGAUCAUUAUACAUUUCCUUCUCUUGGAUCUAAAUUUGCUGCAAGCUUUCGAAUACCAUUACGGUUUCCUGAUAUUCGUUUGUAUUGUUCAUUUCUGCAAUUUUACACAGCUGAAUUGCUGGAUGCGGAAUAUUUUGGCAUUUCUAGCAGCUAUGGGAUUUGUUGGGAUUGCAGUUAGCCAACUGACAGAUUACGUCAAUCGAAGUGAUCUUGUCAAUUCAACAGAGCCCUCGAUUAUGCCAAAUACGCACACUAUAAUUUCGGAAGAAGUCCAAUGGUUUCAUGAUUACCAUGUGGAAAUCUAUCUCGAUCUUCUACUAAUCCUAAUUCUCGUAUGGUUGCUGAAUAGAGAAUUUGAAAUAGGUUAUCGAUUGACAUUUUAUGGAAAUGCAGUUGCCAAUCAAGAUAAAAUUCGUGUGCAAAAUAUGAAAAAUCAAGCGGACAUGUUGUUGCACAAUAUCAUACCGAAACAUGUUGCAGAACAUUUGAAAAAUACCGCUAAAUAUUCAGAAAAUCAUCGAAAUGUUGCGAUAAUUUUUGCAAGUAUUGUUAAUUUCAACGAAAUGUACGACGAAAGUUAUUUAGGUGGCAAGGAAUAUCUGCGAGUACUUAACGAACUUAUUGGUGAUUUUGACGAACAAUUAUCGAGACCGGAAUUUCGAUGUGUUGAGAAGAUCAAAACGAUUGGUAGUACUUUUAUGGCAGCUAGUGGAUUGGAUCCACUCAAUCGAGGUGAUAAUAAUCAUCAUAUUCAUGCACUAAUGGAAUUUUCCAAAGCUAUGCAGUCUGUUGUGGAUUCGUUUAAUAAGGAUCUACUAGAAUUCAAUUUGAUUCUACGAAUAGGUUUCAAUAUUGGAGAUGUGACAGCUGGUGUAAUUGGAACGAGUAAAUUGCAUUAUGACAUUUGGGGUGAUGCUGUUAAUGUGGCAAGUCGCAUGGAUUCGACGGGAAUUCCAGGGAGACUUCAGGUUGGAAAAGAUUGUUUGCCAUAUUUGGAGGAUAGGUAUGUAUUUGAACCUCGCGGGGAAGUUUAUGUGAAGGGAAAGGAUCACAUGGAGGUAUUUUUAUAUCAAGGGGAAAAAGAAGUUUUGGAGGAGAAUGAGGGUGAGUGUGAUGGUGAAGGUGUAAGUGAGGGCGAAGAUGGGGUUGAGGGUGAGAAAGAAGAUUGUUAAACAAAAAUGCAGUUGGGUUGUGUAGUUGAGUUUAAGUCAAGCAAUAGAGACAUACAAUAUUAUAUGUUAGCCAGCUUGGCAAUAUCUUGAUAUCAUUCCCUUAUUUAAUGUCCUACUUAGAAACUGAAUUCAAGUUUGUGUGAAAAAUGGACGAAAAGUUAAUUUGAUGAUCCAAUUUUUUAUAUGAAGUUAGAGACGUAAACCACUUUUUUUUUCAAAAAUGAGUUUUUCAUAACAAUUGGUCUCUUAAAAUAUCUAUUUAAAUAUAAAAAACAGAUUUAUGCAGCUAGCUACACUCAAAACUAGAUGGCACUCAAUAAAGUGUUGUUUUAAAAAACCCUGUUUCUUAAAUCUCUCGUAGCUUAAAACUGAAUUUUAUGGCUUACGUCACUAUUGUUCUCUGCUCUGCUCUCUGAUUGGCUAGCUGUCAAACAAAAUUCUUCCAAUUAUGGCAAUUCUAUCCCUAACUCUUUUUACAUGUAAAUGACGUUGACAAAUAUUUAAUCCCUAAUAUUUCCCGAACGUGCCUAUUUAAAAGCCACCAAUAGUUGGCUUCUAAGCCAGCAUCAAUAAAUCUCUCUCUAGCAUGUCAAAUUCUCCACUUUGAUGAAUCUGACAUAAUAAAGCCGAAUUUCAAAAUUCGGCGUUAUUUCACUUUACGAAAACGAAAUAAUUCCAAAUAAAAUGUCCACAUUUCGCCCUAUAGCAAUUUAUCAAAUUCAUAGGAAUCAUAAGUCUGAAAUUCAAUUAGGGAAUAACGAUCCUCCCAUCGAGACAUAAGUUCCAAAUAAAAAUGUUGGGUCUUAUGUUCCUCCUAAUAUUCCUUAAGAUGAGUUUGAAGAAGUGAUGGAAAACUGUCUGCAGUGGAUUUCGCAUCCAAGACAGAGACGAGAUCUCAUCGUGCGAUUUUUGGGUUUUAUUUUAUCAAACUCUCUAAAACUAGAAUUCUAAAAGAUUCAAAAGUUUCUGCUUUCAAAUUCACAAAAAAACUAAAGUUCCAUGAGAUGUCUUCUCCCAGUUUAAAAAAUUUUCACAAAUACCGAAUUUAAACCAGUGUUGAUUAUUCUAAGCCUUAUUUAAAAUGGCGCCCAACGCUCUGUAUUUAGAAUCUCUUAGACUAACGCCGUGUGCAAAUUGGUUUAUAUUUUUUAGCCAAGGAUAAAUUUAAGACCAAUUUGCACACGGUCAAAUUGCACAGAAGUUCAAAAGUUCGAAUUGGCCUUAUUUCACUUUGUGAUGGUGAAAUAAGACCGAGUGAGUGUUUUUUUUAACAUAGUUAUGGCUGACUUUAAACUCAAAUUACACUUCCCAAUAAUAUCAGUCUCGUUCUUUGGAGGUUGCAAACUGCUAUAAGUAUGGACUUUAUAAGGGAUUUUCAGUGGAACGCCUUUUCAAAGUAGUAAAUGUACUAGAUCAUCUACUGAUGAGCAGUUUCCCUCUAAAAGAGUGGGACUAUUGCAAUGUUUCGCAAACACAAAUAAGAAGUAAAAAAAAACCUUUUUCAUUAAAGAAACAAUUUAAAUAACUAAAAAUAAAGAAUCAUAGUAAAAGAAUUCUUGUCAACGUGUGAUAAACUGUUAAACUAAAUAAAACGAUUGAGGGCUUUAAUAAAAACAAAAUAACAUAAUAUAACAAAAGUUAUAAAAAAAUAAAAAAAAAUAUUUUUUAAAUGUGUGAAAGAAAAACAAAAAUAAAAAAAGAUAAAAACUCCUCAAAGGUCUGUUACCUGAAUAUAUAUAUAUAUAUUAAAUUGUAUAUGUUUAAAACAAAUAAAUACAACUUUGUUAACAUAAAUGUAUAAAUAAUAAAAUAUUUUCAUUUUUAUUUUGUAAUCUUAAUUUAAAAAAAAAAAAACAAAAUUAUAUAUAUUUACAUUUAGAAAAUAUACUCUUAGCCAAUAUGUGCGUGUAAAAAAUUUGAGCUUAGUUAAGGCUUUUAAAUUAUAUUUAUGUAUGUGAUCCUAAUUAUUGAUUUUAUAUAUGGAUUAUUUUUAUUUUAAUAUUGUUAACUUAAUUUUAAUAAUAUCCGCGCAUACACACAUUACUUCUUGCCUUAUUUUUUUUUUUCUAAAAUUAUUUUUGUGUUACAUUUUUAUUUUAAAAAAAUAUACUUACUUUUAGAAUUUGAUACCAAAACAGAAACUUUAUAAUUCGUUAUUUCUUUUGU
Episyrphus balteatus (marmalade hoverfly) is the source of this 8392-nucleotide messenger RNA. RefSeq names its product adenylate cyclase type 9 (gene Ac13E). NCBI's taxonomy places the organism in Eukaryota, Metazoa, Arthropoda, Insecta, Diptera, Syrphidae. Bases 1760 to 6226 code for a protein of 1488 amino acids. Gene Ontology annotation, molecular function: adenylate cyclase activity. The record is from RefSeq and is a predicted model, not a curated record. Gene Ontology annotation, biological process: cyclic nucleotide biosynthetic process; intracellular signal transduction; adenylate cyclase-activating G protein-coupled receptor signaling pathway. The transcript has 6 exons.